UUUGGGAAGGUGAGAGUCCUGGAGACGGAUGGUGGGGGUGGUUACAACAGCGGGGGUGCACUUAAUGCCACUAAACUGCAUCCUUCAAAAUCCUCGAGAUGGUCAGUUUUACGCUGUGUGUGUUUUGUCACAGUCUGAAACGCUGAGUCCGGCUUUGGGUCAAGGGCCCGGCUCUGAGUCUGCUCUGCUGAGGGUCAGCUCUGGGCCUAGGCCGUUCACUUAACUCCUGGGAUGAAGUGGGAAAUCCCUCCCUUCCAAGAUCAAAUGAGCCGGUAGGGGGUGGGGGGUUGGUGCAGGAAUCUUCUAGAUGUGGGACAGUUUUGGGUUGGGUACCCUUGGGUCACUGGCGGCACACCGUCAGCCGCCUGCCACCUACAGGAUGGGAAGGACCCCGGGUGCCCUGCUGGAGACACAGAGCAGUGACCUCAAGCCGCAGGCUCUGCUGCCCCUCAGGCUGACCCCUAAUGGCACCUGUCCUGUCCCAGGUGUAGGCAGCGACCACGCAGAACGGGGGGCCGGAGCCACCCUUCCUGCCAACCAGCUGCCUACGGACACCAUGUCCCAUGGACACACCCGGUCACGCCCAUCCUGUGCUGCUGGGCUCCUCAAGCAUCAUCUGUUGGUUCGUCCGGUUCUUCAAGUACAUAUACGGCCUUCGCUUUGAGAUAAAGGGUCGCCAGAAGCUGGAGGAGGACCGCUCCUGUGUCAUCAUUUCAAACCACCAGAGCAUCCUGGACAUGAUAGGCCUCGCGGAGGUCGUCCCGGAUCGCUGCGUGCCGAUCGCCAAGCGGGAGCUGCUGUUCCUGGGGCCCGUGGGCCUGAUCAUGUACCUGGCGGGCGUCUUCUUCAUCAACCGGCAGCACUCCAGGAUGGCCAUGACCGUGAUCACCACCGUGGGCGAGCACAUGGUCAGGGAGAAGCUUAAAGUGUGGAUCUACCCCGAGGGCACACGGAACGACAACGGAGAUCUGCUGCCUUUCAAGAAAGGUGCCUUCUACCUGGCAGUCCAGGCCCAGGUGCCCAUCAUCCCCGUGGUGUUCUCCAGUUUCUCCUCCUUCUACAACACUAAGACGAAGCUCUUCACCGCAGGGACCAUCAAGGUAGAGGUGCUGGACGCCAUUCCCACCAGCGGCCUCACUGUCGACGAUGUCCCCAAGCUGAUGGACACCUGCCACCAGGCCAUGAGGGCCUGCUUCUUCCACAUAUCCAAGACAGCCCAGGAGAACGGGGCCCCUGCAGGGCCUGAUGUCCGGCCAGCCCAGUAGCCAGGGCCUGGGACAGGGCAGGACCUGUCCGGAGAAUGGACAGAGGGACCCUGCCCACUGAAAAGCACCGUGUCCCCUCCCUCGGCUCCCCCGCUUCCACUCAGGCCCUGGAAGCAGGGGGCCCCUUCCUGUCACUGGCCUCAGAUCCAGGCCCCAGAUGUCCCUGUAAAGGAGUCAGCCAGAACCUCCCGCGGCUCUGAGGACAGGGCCUUGCCCACCCUUGUGCCCCCAGGGUCCGCGUAGGAGCAGGUCUGGGCCCCGGGGGGUGCGGAGGGAUGCUCCGGGGUCCCAGCCGCGGCCUGCAUCAGGCUCUCAGGGAGAGACAGGGGCUGAGGAGAGAGCAGGACACCUGGGCUCCUGCCACCUGGGCCUCAGGGAGCCUGAAAGCAGGGUCUGCGGCUCCCACCGUCCCUGGGGAGCAAGUCUGCUGAAUCUGGACCGCGCUCCAUCGUUGUUUUUUAUAAACACACUCUUGGAAGUGU
Molecule: messenger RNA, 1747 nt
Organism: Vicugna pacos (alpaca)
Lineage: Eukaryota; Metazoa; Chordata; Mammalia; Artiodactyla; Camelidae
Source: RefSeq, a predicted model, not a curated record